Messenger RNA from Lolium rigidum, 1264 nucleotides. RefSeq names its product protein YIF1B-B-like. Gene Ontology annotation, cellular component: endoplasmic reticulum-Golgi intermediate compartment; Golgi membrane; COPII-coated ER to Golgi transport vesicle. Lineage: Eukaryota; Viridiplantae; Streptophyta; Magnoliopsida; Poales; Poaceae. The record is from RefSeq and is a predicted model, not a curated record. Gene Ontology annotation, biological process: endoplasmic reticulum to Golgi vesicle-mediated transport. The coding region runs from base 141 to 944 and encodes 267 amino acids. The transcript has 5 exons.
CUCCACCACCGCUGCGCCCUAGAGAGUUGCCGCCGUGCCGCAUCUCACGCCAACCCCUCCGUCUCUGACCCGCGUCGCCGUCCCCGUUCAACUUCGUCGCCUCGGCGAACUUGGACGACACUGGUUUCCGAGCUAUUGUCAUGGCAGCAAUGAAUAGUGAACUGGGUGGCUACGCUGGUAGGCCUCCAAAUGCCCAACCAAAUCCUUUUGAAAGUGCCAUGUAUGGUGCUGGACCUGGGCUGAUACGUACUGGACUAGGCGCAUAUGGAGAGAAAUUUCUUGGUUCGAGUUCGGAGUUCAUGCAGAGCAAUAUUACUCAAUAUUUGUCGGACCCACAAUACUACUUUCAAGUCAACAGCCAGUAUGUGAGGAACAAACUGAAGGUCAUCUUGUUCCCUUUCUUUCACAGGGGUCACUGGACAAGAAUAACUGAACCAGUAGGAGGAAGGCUAUCCUACAAACCUCCAAUUCAGGAUAUCAAUGCACCAGACCUUUACAUCCCUUUGAUGGCGUUUGGCACCUACAUUGUCAUUGCUGGAUAUGCAUUGGGAGUUCUUGGAAAGUUUACCCCUGAGGCUCUGACCCUGCAGUUUUCAAGAGGCCUAGUUGGCUGGUUUCUACAAGUCGUCCUCAUCAAAGGUCUGCUGUACUCCCUGGGCAGCGGCGAAGCGCCACUGCUAGACAUUGUGGCGUACGCUGGAUAUGGAUUUGCUGGCACAUCUCUUGCAAUGCUGGCGCGCAUCUUCUGGAGCUACUUAUACUACUUCAUCAUGCCAUGGUUCUGUCUCUGCACUGGCGUGUUCCUCGUGAAGACCAUGAAGAGGGUUCUCCUGGGUGGACCAAGAAGCUACGAGAGGCACCCGAGUCGAAACCACUACUUUCUGCUCUUCCUGGCGGUUGUGCAGUUCCCGAUGCUGUUCUGGCUUGGCAACAUCAGCGGUUGAUCUUCUAUCUUUUUGUUGAGCUCGGUGACGUGAAUCGGUUUUUGGGAGGCUGCUGUGCAGGAUAGACCCGCAGUUAACUUUUCCUGGUGAACUUGGUAAUAGCACACUACCUAAUGCUAGGCUAUUGUGAAGCUGCUAGAGGUACCUGGAUAAACGGAUGAAAGAGCAUGUAAUUACUGUUUUUCGUUUUCUGUUGGAGGUGAACUACGGUCACUUGGGAUAGGAUGGAGAUGAAAUUGCUACACAUUUGCAUUUUGAAACCUACCGUGUACAACUUGUUCCAGUGAUCUGGUUAUUUUGUUUUUGCAUCCUUUUAUUAC